CGAACUAUAUAUGGAAUGGCGAAUGUGGAGGAGGGAAGCUGUGGUGGGGGGAGAGGUAACCACGUCCGCGCCGCCGCCGGCUGAAGGAGUCAGGGUGGGACUACCGAACGGUACAGUCUCUCCUCCGAAGGUCUCCAACUCACAACACAAUGUCGGACGAAAAGAAAGAGAAGGUAAAGAAGAAGAAGGUAAAGGACCCGGCUGCGGCUGAGGGCGAGGUAUCCGCGCCCGCGUCCACCCCCGCGUCCGGCGGCGGCAGCGAGAGACAGUCCUCCCGAGGAAGCCGUAAGGCCAAGAGGACUGGAUCCAAUGUCUUCUCCAUGUUCACACAGAAGCAGGUCGCUGAGUUCAAGGAGGCCUUCCGGUCGCAAAUAGCCGAAUCGCUUACACUUCUCCGUAUCUGUCCGCAGGCCUUCCAGCUGAUGGACCACGACAAGGACGGCAUCAUCGGCAAGAACGACCUUCGCGCCACCUUCGACUCUCUCGGCAGGCUCGCCUCCGAGAAGGAGCUCGACGAGAUGGUCAACGAGGCCCCUGGCCCCAUCAACUUCACCCAGCUCCUGACCCUCUUCGCGACCCGCAUGUCCGGCGGAUCCGACGAGGAUGACGUCGUCAUCAACGCCUUCAAGACCUUCGACGACGAAGGCAAGAUCGACUCUGAGAAGCUCAGGCACGCCCUCAUGUCGUGGGGAGACAAGUUCUCCGCCGAUGAGGUUGAUGAGGCGUACGACCAGAUGGACAUUGACGACAAGGGCUUCAUCGACACCGGCAAGCUCAUCGCCAUGCUCACCGCGUCCGCCGAGGAGGGCGAGGAGGGCGGAGAGGCUGCGUAAACACGUCCAACGUUCCACGUUCCACCUGGCCAUCGGUUCACAGUACCAGCUACCAACAUCUUGGAACCGAUCUUUUUUAAAUUUCUUUAUUAUUAUUAUUGUAAUAAAUUUAUAAUUUAUUGUU
Messenger RNA from Plutella xylostella (diamondback moth), 957 nucleotides. RefSeq names its product myosin regulatory light chain 2 (gene Mlc2). The record is from RefSeq and is a predicted model, not a curated record. NCBI's taxonomy places the organism in Eukaryota, Metazoa, Arthropoda, Insecta, Lepidoptera, Plutellidae. Gene Ontology annotation, molecular function: calcium ion binding.